GUUCGUGUAUACGUGGUAAAACCACAUACAGUGAUAAAAACUCUUGAGAGUAGUUUUAUUGUGUGAUUAUACAUGUAGUAAGUAACAUUUUACCGAUGUAAAGCCGGCGGAAAAAAACCGUUGACCAUAGACCAAAACAGUAUAUGUGUGAACUUCAAGAUGCAUAAAUUCAAGAAGGCUCAAGCGCAAAACAAACUGUCUAUUGAGAAACACUUGGAAGCAAACGCAUCAUUAAAUUCCUCUAGUGAAGAGGAGGAUGAAACCAAUGAGGAAGAUGUCCAAAAUGCAGUGGACAAAAUAUUGUCUGCCUAUCAAGGACAAGGGAUAGAUGCGGAGAAAGUGAUAUCGUAUCUGGUUAAUUCCUUUCAAUCCAGCAGUGCAGUUUGCUUAAUAUGUAUAUCAACUGUCAAGAAAAUAGAUCCGAUAUGGAACUGCAGAAAAUGUUACGCGUUUCUCCAUUUGUCCUGCAUCUUGCACUGGAUAAACGACAGUUUGAGUUAUAAGCGGGCCAAAGGGAUCACCCCGAUCUGGGCAUGCCCUAAGUGUCGCAUGGAGUACGGACAGGAUCAGAUCCCAAGAUCGUACGAAUGUUUCUGCAGGAAGAUUAAGGAUCCUGUGUACCAACCAUGGCUGAUCCCGCACUCGUGCGGCGAGACCUGCGGCAAACUCCUACAGCCGGAAUGCGGCCAUAAGUGUGUAUUGCUCUGCCACCCUGGGCCGUGUCCGCCGUGCGCCAAGAUGGUGCUGGUGAAGUGUUACUGCGGCAAGCUGCCGGCGCAGCCGCGCCGCUGCAACGCGAAGAACUGGUGCUGCGGAAACACGUGCGACAAGAAGUACGAGUCGUGCUCGCACAGUUGCGGCAGCUCGUGCCACACCGGGGAGUGUCCACCGUGCGUGGAAACGGUGUCGUUGAGAUGCCGUUGCGGGAGCAGCCAGAAGGAGGGCAGAUGCCACGAGGGUAUGUGGAUCUGUGAGAAGCCGUGCGGUAGGAAGUUCACCUGCAACGUGCACACCUGCGAGAGUACUUGUCAUCUGCCGGGCGAUUGCGGCAACUGUCCCAUGGAGAAAAACAGGUGCUGCCCGUGCGGGAAGAAACGAUACGACGUCUCCUGCAAGCAGCAGCAAGUGCCGACGUGCGGGGACACCUGCGGCAAGUUGCUGGACUGCGGCUCGCACCGCUGCAACAUGAGAUGCCACACAGACCGGUGCGGCCAGUGCCUGGAGGUGGUGACGAAGGCGUGUCGGUGCGGCAGCUACACAAAGGAGAUCGCCUGCGUGAAGGAGUUCCACUGCAACAAGAAGUGCGGCCAGAUGCGGCUGUGCGGCCGACACCUGUGCAACAGGAAGUGCUGCGACUGCGUCUCGAAGAACGCGUCGAAUCCCUGCGAGAAGACGUGCGGCGAGCCGCUGAACUGCCGCAAGCACAGGUGCGCCGCGCCUUGCCACAGCGGGCCCUGCUACCCGUGCAACAGAACGGACGCGGUGCAGUGCAGAUGCGGCGGCAGCAAGAUCACCGUGCCGUGCGGCACCAGGAAGAGGAUCCGGCCGCCAGCGUGCAACAGGUCUUGCAGGAUACCGCCGAUCUGCCACCACAGCAAGCGAGAGACGCACAAGUGUCACCAGGGCCCGUGUCCGCCGUGCGGGAAGGUCUGCGGCCUGGCGCACAAGAGAUGCGGCCACCAUUGCCCGGCCACCUGCCACACCAAAGUCUGGGUGAAGACGAACGGAGUGAAAGCCAGCGGGCCCUGGGAGAGGCAGCGGGAGGACGUUAUGCGGCUGAAGACCUUGCCGUGCCCGCCCUGCGAGGUCUCCGUGCCUGUGACCUGCCUGGGCGAGCACGAGACUCGCCCUUGGCCCUGCCACGCGUCGAGGCCGACUUCCUGCGGCAGGGUCUGUGGCCGAGCACUGCCGUGCGGGAACCACACCUGCGAAUUGACGUGCCAUCAAGUGGGGGCCAUCGCCGCAGUUCCGUGCAUGGAGUGCGAGAACGAGUGCCUCUUCCCGCGGCCGGAAGGCUGCGCGCACGCGUGCCCGCAACCUUGCCACCCGGCGCCGUGCGAACCGUGCAAGCAACUGGUGCGGCUCCCCUGCCACUGCGGUAUCAGCACCCUUUAUAGGCAUUGCGUCGACCUGACGUCCGGCGAGAAACGCGACGAGUUACUGCGAUGCGGCAACCAGUGCCCGAAAAACUAUCCGUGCGGGCAUCGUUGCGUCAACGACUGCCAUCCGGGAGCGUGCAGGGGUGGGGAGGAGUGCGGUAAGAAAGUCCGAUUGUGGUGCAGAUGCAAGCGGAUCAAGAAAGACUUCCUCUGCUCGCUUAUUCAGAAGAAGCGGAUCGCCGUUGAGUGCGAUGGUGUGUGCGAGUCGUUGAAGAACGAGAAGAACCAAGCGCAGGAGGCGAUGAUCGCGAAGAAACGAGAGGCGGAGGAACUGCGCAAUCGGGAGGAGAUCGAGAAAUUCGAGAAGAAGUUUAAGCCGCGACGGAAGAGGAAGGACAAAUACGACAACUCGAAGCAGUCCCAGGAAAGCACGGUGUACAAGCGUAAAAUCGCGUGGAUUCUAACCAUUAUCAUUGGCCUCGCAGCGAUAGCCUACACGACCGUACCUAAUUUAAGUAUACUUGAGAGCUGAUUACCCGAACUCAUCACGAAUUUACUUCAGUUUUACAAUAACGAGAUCAUCGUUGAUAGGCUAAAGAGGCUCUGUGAUGUAACAACAUGUGUGUGCAGAUACUUGUCAUUAUAGAGUAUUGCAUCAGUUUAGUUCGUACAUUGAUGUUACAUGUCAUUCAAGUACACUGAUAUAUAGUUGAUACUGUCAACAUUAUGCAGUUAAUAGUACUGAUGUUAUAUUAAUACUGUUAAUGACAGUAAUGAUAAUUUCGUGGCGUCUUUUUAUAUAUUUAUAAGCAAUAAGAAGGCCUACUGAUCACAUUUCACAAAGAAACCCGAUUUUUCUUGCGUGAUUUGAAGGCGUGUGGUUUCUAAUACGCUUUUGUGAGUGUAGGAAAAUAUGUAUGCAAUAGAGUUCAGAGAAUAUUAUUUUAAGAAAAAAUAUAAAUCGUAUGGAUUUAACAUACCUUGGAUAUUGUUCAGAAAAAGUGACGUUUGUAACAUAGACAGCAUCAAAUUACAUGUAAGAAAGUAACCUGUUGCUUCCUUGAGGUCAAGUCAAAAAUAAUCUGCACAAAUAUGUAGAUGCGACACUUGCAGAUGAAAAUUAGCGCCCAUAAAACCCUAUGUAUAGUAAAUUUUAAAUCUAUCGCGUACAUUCAGUACCACAACUCCUUACACCGGCAUUCAUAGUCUGAUUUUAUAUUAGAAGGUUGCAUUGAAAACAGCUAUUUUUUUUUAGCAUUUAUUUCAAUAAUCAAAUAUGUGAAUACAUCAAUCAAAGUAUUUGCCCUCAGAAGCUGUAACUUUUUUCCACUUUGGCCGAAAUAGUCUUCUGUGGUAAAAGAACGGAUUUGUCUUUUGAGCCAAUCCAUUCAGGAACCCACUUUCCGACUUCUUUGUAAUUACGGAAGGAUAUUUUUUCCAGAGUGUCUUGCAACGAUGGCUAACCGCUGGCCACGUCCGUAGACUUGGCAGACAACGUAGAAUCCAUUGGAUACGGGAAAACCUCCCAUUCGAGCUCCAUCAGUAUUUGUUCCACAGCUACGUGGAAUUAAGUGUUGUUAUGAAGAAGAAUCACUUUUCGCUCAUCUGAUGCAAGUGAUGGUCGGUAUUGCAUCAAAUUAUCCUUCAAACGCUCAAAUUGUUGUCCGUAAUAUACGUCGGUGACUAUUUUGUCCGGUUUCAACAGCUCAUAAUGUACGAUGCCCUCUCUAUCCCACUAAAUAGAGAGCAUUGUUUUGCCUUUUGGAUUGUCGAGAUGAAUCUAUUUUUCAUUUCCGGCCACGACACGCCACAAGAAUAUCUCCUUGUUUUUCCUUGCGAGCAAAGCAACCGAGAUGUUUAAACGAUUGACAAUAGAGGUCAAUUCAUAUGGCUGCAGUUUUCUUUUUUCCUGGAUCUUUCCCAUGGCUUGCGAAUGUUGUGAAGUGGAAGUGGUUGAUUUAUCGACUUUGAACUGGUGAGCCGAUUCAUUGGGUGUUGGAGGAGGGUAUUUUUCCCAUAGAAGUUGCAGUUGUUCAUCUUCGAACUUUCUCAAUCGAUCUAGUCGUUGAUUGUCGUAAACGUCACAAUCAUCACUUUUGAAUUGUUGGAACCAAAAUCGGCAUUCUACUUCCGAUGAAGCAGAUUCACCAUAAGUUCAAACAAUCGAUGAGUUUCAGUUGCACUAUUUUUCAAAUCAAAAUAGUGUAAAGUUAGACAUUGGAAAAACGUCUUAUCGCGUUUCAUUUUAAUUUGGUUAUAGAAAAGCAGAUGUACAAACAAAGGAUGGCGUCUGUUGGCUGAAUUUUAGUGGGAAAUGUUCACACUUCAAAAUGACAUAAG
Messenger RNA from Dinoponera quadriceps, 4439 nucleotides. RefSeq names its product NF-X1-type zinc finger protein NFXL1. Gene Ontology annotation, molecular function: DNA-binding transcription factor activity, RNA polymerase II-specific; RNA polymerase II transcription regulatory region sequence-specific DNA binding; zinc ion binding. NCBI's taxonomy places the organism in Eukaryota, Metazoa, Arthropoda, Insecta, Hymenoptera, Formicidae. The transcript has 6 exons. Gene Ontology annotation, cellular component: nucleus. Gene Ontology annotation, biological process: regulation of DNA-templated transcription. The record is from RefSeq and is a predicted model, not a curated record. The coding region runs from base 160 to 2631 and encodes 823 amino acids.